This is a messenger RNA of Jaculus jaculus (lesser Egyptian jerboa), 574 nucleotides long. RefSeq names its product CD52 molecule (gene Cd52). Gene Ontology annotation, biological process: positive regulation of cytosolic calcium ion concentration. Lineage: Eukaryota; Metazoa; Chordata; Mammalia; Rodentia; Dipodidae. The transcript is spliced from 2 exons. The record is from RefSeq and is a predicted model, not a curated record. Gene Ontology annotation, cellular component: sperm midpiece. Bases 64 to 339 code for a protein of 91 amino acids.
CCUGCACGCAGCCCUGAGCUCAUCUUCCAAAGCUGCUACAGAGCCUCUCUAGAUCCUUCCACGAUGAACAGCUCCCUCUUUUUCCUCCUUAACAUGGGUCUCCUGGUUACAGCUCAGCUAUACACAGGAGCCUUGGGAAACCAGACCACGGCCUUCUUCACCAACCCCUCCCCCCGCACCACCACCACCACCACCACCACUAGCGUUGACAUCACCACCACCACUACCAUGUCCACAAAAAUGAACAAGAAUGGGGCCCCAGCUCUCAGCAACAUGAGUGGUGGCACUUUCCUUUUCUUCCUGGCCAACACCCUAAUCCAUCUCUUCUACUUCAGCUGAAGUGACCGUGUCACCUCCAGCUCUGUGCCCUUGAAAUAGCUGCCACCAUCAGUAGCCAGAGACCUGGUCUCCUACAAUCCUUGGAAGGGGUUGACUCUAGAGAUGGCAAGAGGUGGAAAUUGACAGGUGCUGUUGUGGGUACAAUGGCCAAAAGGUGGAGGCACUGAUGGCAAGGGACAAAAAAAAAAAUCUACCACUUAGCUGGGGGUGGGCAAUAAAGUUGUACUUGUGCUUA